AUGGCUACAGACUGGAAUCUUCUGGAAGGACUUUCACUUGUAUGCCUCGUGGUUGAUGCUGGCUGUCAGUUGGGGCCUCAGUCAGAGCACUUACAUGCGCCAUCUCCACGUGGUCUGGACUUCGUCACAAGAUGGCCAGCUCAGGGUCCUGUUGCAGAAUUCGCCAAAGUGAUGAACACGAAGGGAAAGAGGAGAGGCACCCGAUAUAUGUUCUUUAGGCCUUUUAGAAAACAUGGAGUUGUUCCUUUGGCCACAUAUAUGCGAAUCUAUAAGAAAGGUGAUAUUGUAGACAUCAAGGGAAUAGGUACUGAUCAAAAAGGAAUGCCCCACAAGUGUUACCAUGGCAAAACUGGAAGAGUCUACAGUGUUACCCAGCAUGCUGUUGGCAUUGUUGUAAACAAACAAGUUAAGGACAAGAUUCUUGCCAAGAGAAUUAACGUGCGUAUUGAGCACAUUAAGCACUCUAAGAGCCGAGACAGCUUCCUGAAACGCGUGAAGGAAAAUGAUCAGAAAAAGAAAGAAGCCAAAGAGAAAGGUACCUGGGUUCAACUAAAGCGCCAGCCUGCUCCACCCAGAGAAGCACACUUUGUGAGAACCAAUGGGAAGGAGCCUGAGCUGCUGGAACCUAUUCCCUAUGAAUUCAUGGCAUAAUAGGUGUUAAAAAAAUAAUAAUAAUAAAGGACC
This is a messenger RNA of Gorilla gorilla gorilla (western lowland gorilla), 684 nucleotides long. RefSeq names its product large ribosomal subunit protein eL21-like. Gene Ontology annotation, biological process: translation. Gene Ontology annotation, cellular component: ribosome. The record is from RefSeq and is a predicted model, not a curated record. NCBI's taxonomy places the organism in Eukaryota, Metazoa, Chordata, Mammalia, Primates, Hominidae. The coding region runs from base 1 to 651 and encodes 216 amino acids. The transcript has 2 exons. Gene Ontology annotation, molecular function: structural constituent of ribosome.